GAGAUUUUUCAUUUGAAUACAAAAGUGUAUGUGAUGCAUGUGGUUAUUGUGUUUAAUAAAAAAUAAAAUUCUAUUAAAGAAAGCAACAAGUUUUUUCUUAAAUAAAACUAAAAAAAAAUAAAUCAAUAAAAAAUAAACAUAUAAAUUUAUCGCGUGCUUCACUUUCUUUGUGUCAUGAUAACAGAAGUGUGCUGCAACAUUUACGACAGCAACAAUUUCAAACAAAAAUAUAAUUGAGUAACAAAUAAAUUGGAUUCGAUUUCGUUUAUAACAAAAGUUUAUUAAUACACAGACAGAAAAAUGACUACAAAAGAACCGAAUGGACGCGUGGGGAUGAUUAAAAAACUACGGCGUUCCGCCUCGGCCAGUGAACACAAUAUGAGCGAAUUGCGUAAUCGUAAAUCAACACAAAAUCUAUUCGAUCAACAUGGUACACCUAUAGAUCUUAAACAAUUUCGUAAAGUUUUGGACAAAGAAGACAAUAAUGGUAAUAAUACAGAGAAAAAGUCUAGAUAUCGGAGGACACAGAGUGUAACCCGUGCUGAAGAAAUAACAACCAAAGAAGAAAAACAACGUAAGGAACAACCCGAUAAACCCUGCCAUCGCCCCAGAGAUUCUUUAUUCUCAUGGAGUUCUGGUUUUAGCAAUUUUACCGGUUUAGUUAAUUGGGGUUUCCUGUUAACCAUAGGAGGUUUUAGACUGUGCUUAGAAAAUUUAUUAAAAUAUGGCAUUAGAAUCAAUCCAAUUGAAUGGUAUUUCUUUUUAAGUGGCCGUAAUGAAGGCGAAGGUCAUGCAUCGUUAUUUUUAAUUUCAUAUUCCAUUAUACAUUUAUCAAUUUGCUUGAUGGUCGAAAAAGGAUUGGCAAUGGAAAUCAUUUCGGAAGGAUUAGGCAUGUUUAUACAAGUGACUAACAUUAUUGUUGUAGUAGUCUUGCCAGUAGUUAUAAUGCAUUUAAAAGGACAUCUAUUCAGUUUAAUGGGUGCCACAACUGUGUGUUUCUUUUAUUCAAUAAUAUUCCUUAAAUUAUGGAGUUAUGUACAGGUUAAUAUGUGGUGUAGACAAAACUAUCAUACUAAGCCCUAUAAUCCACGUAAAAGACGUCCUAGCAUAACAUUGGCACAAUUAAAAAACGGUCAAUUAGAUGAAGUAGAUGAAAAAGAUGAAGAUGUUCCCGUUUUGGUUCACUAUCCCGAUAAUUUAUGCUACAAGGAUUUAUUCUAUUUCCUUUGUGCACCUACUCUAUGCUAUGAACUGAACUUCCCUCGUACCACACGUAUCCGUAAACGUUUCCUAUUGAAACGUAUAUUGGAAGUAGUGUUUGGUGUUAAUGUAGUAAUGGCUCUAUUCCAACAAUGGAUUAUACCUUCGGUGCGUAAUUCUCUAAUACCUUUUUCAAAUAUGGAUAUUGGUUUAGCAACGGAACGUUUGUUAAAAUUAGCGUUACCAAAUCAUUUAGUUUGGUUGUGCUUUUUCUAUUUAACCUUCCAUUCCUUCUUAAAUGCCAUGGGUGAAAUAUUACACUUUGCUGAUCGCAAUUAUUAUAAUGAUUGGUGGAAUGCUAAUAAUAUUGAUACAUUUUGGAGAACCUGGAAUAUGCCGGUGCACAGAUGGUGUGUAAGACACUUAUAUAUUCCUGUCGUACAAAUGGGCUAUUCCUCAAGACAGGCUUCCACCAUUGUUUUUCUGAUUAGUGCAUUUUUCCACGAAUAUUUGGUUUCUGUUCCUUUGCAAACAUACAAAAUUUGGGCCUUCCUUGGUAUGAUGGGUCAAAUACCCCUUUCGGCCAUCUCGAAAUCAGUUGAACGUUCAUUGGGUCCACGUAUGGGUAAUAUUAUAGUAUGGGCUUCUAUAAUACUGGGCCAGCCGUUAUGCAUUAUGAUGUAUUAUCAUGACUACGUUAUAACUCACUUUAAAGAUGCUUUAAAUAGUACCGUUUAUAAAGAACUUUAAAGGUGUGUGUAACUUUACAUUUACCUCUUGGUACUUAUGGCAGACAAUAUUAUGUAAAAAUAGUGUUUUUAGCGUUCUAUAAAAAGUGAAACAA
Molecule: messenger RNA, 2044 nt
Organism: Lucilia sericata (common green bottle fly)
Lineage: Eukaryota; Metazoa; Arthropoda; Insecta; Diptera; Calliphoridae
Gene: mdy
Product: diacylglycerol O-acyltransferase 1
Biological process (GO): triglyceride biosynthetic process
Cellular component (GO): endoplasmic reticulum membrane
Molecular function (GO): diacylglycerol O-acyltransferase activity
Source: RefSeq, a predicted model, not a curated record